CCGGAGCACGAGCGCCUCACAGCCCCCUCCCCGCCCCCCUUUUCAUCUGCGGCGCCCUCACCCCCCCCGGGCCUUCGCUCCGAAAGCGGGGCUGAAACCCCAAGGCCGCCCACAUCAGUGCGGGGAGGGGGUCGAAGGUUCCCCCGCUUCACCCCCCCCGAAAUAGAGGUGCACCCUCCCCAACCCCCCCCCGGAUUAGUGCAGGAGGAGAGGAGGAUUAGGGGUGCCCCAGCACAGCUGCCCCUAAAAAAGGGGCGAGAUGCACCCUCCCCAGAGCCCCCCCAGGAUUAGUGCAGGAGGAGGAAGGGGGUCUCUAAGCCCCCCCAGGAUUAGUGCAGGAAGAGAGGAGGAUUAGGGGUGCCCCAGCACAGCUGCCCCUAAAAAAGGGGCGAGAUGCACCCUCCCCAGAGCCCCCCCAGGAUUAGUGCAGGAGGAGGAAGGGGGUCUCUAAGCCCCCCCAGGAUUAGUGCAGGAGGAGGAAGGGGGUCUCUAAGCCCCCCCAGUUCCUCUUCUCCCACUGCAAGACACGGGCAGCUCCACUCCCAGGCAGUGAGACCGUUACCACCUUUGCAUCCGCUCCUGCUGCAGCGCCCCUGGCCCAGCAAAUCUCAUCCGGAUCCCGCCUGCAACUCCCCGGCUUGGUAAUACCCUGCUCCCUAAACCUCGAUUGAAACCUCAAUUCAAGCCCUAGUUCUUCAUUCAUCUGAUGUGGAUAUUUCUCUCUCCUGCGGCUCAACGUCGGUGAUGUCUACGCUACCAAGGGAAUGACAAGAACUGGCCUCGCUGUGCCCUGAACUAUUCUGAGUGUUACACCUUCGCUUCUGCGCAGAACUGAAAGCUGCAGGGGGAGAGUAAUCAGAGUGACUCUCGCUACAGCCGGAGAGGAGCGGAUCAGAAGUAUUCAGAGCAACCUGUGUGCGUCAGUAGAGAGAUGGAGAAAACAACAGAUUCUACUGAGCAGAGUCUGCAAGGAGAGGUGCACCCCACUUUUAAUGGGGACCCUGAGACAGGAGGAGAGAGGGAAACUCAAAAUAAUUCUCAACAAGAACAAUUAUUAAUGGAGUUGCCGAGUAGGAAUGGAGAUGUAAGGAGAGAACGAGACCCAGCUGUGGGAAUCUGCCUGGCUUCUCUUUCAGGUUCUCAAUCUCCCUUCAGAGACCCAUCCAUGUGUAAAGCCCUGAUCUGUGUCUCCGGUGUGGCUGUGGUUCUGUUCUUUGCUGUCAUUGCUUUGGCUGCAGCUCUGGCAGGGGUACUAUCAAGGGCACCUGUGGCCUGUCCCAAUGGCUCAGUCAUGUUCCAAGGGAAAUGCUACUAUUUCUCAGAGACCGAAGGGAACUGGAGCUACAGCCGGAGCCGCUGCUCUGCACUGGGUGCCUCCCUGGCUGGGAUCGACACCCAGCAGGACAUGGACUUCAUGCUUCGCUACAGAGGCCUCAGGGACCACUGGCUUGGCCUCCGGAAGGAGACGGACCAGCUCUGGACAUGGAUGAACGGCACCGAAUUCAAUGGCUGGUUUAAAAUCGGAGGAGGAGGGGAGUGCGCAUAUCUGAAGGAAGCAAAAGCCAUCAGCUCCUCGCGGUGCUCUAUGGAGAGACACUGGAUCUGCAGCAAACCCCACAUGUGGGUAAAGGUUUAGCACAGCACCGGGCAGGGCGCUGAAGGCUCAACCCUGAAGAGACGGGCCAUCGUUGAUGCUAAUGGGCUCGUAUGUUUCUCUGGGUAAUGAGAGCGUUUGCAGUCAUGCUAGUGAGGACUAAACCAAAAAGCAUCUGAGAUGGGCCAGACACUUCUGCUUCAGGGCAUAAGAUCCCUAUCCUUGGGAGUAAACUUUCCCUAAUGGAUGAGUGAUCUCAUAAUUGUCCAUUAGGUGACCUGCCCUUUCCUCUGAAUCAGCUGGUACCGGUCACUCAGACAGGAGACUGGACUGGAUGAACUGGGGAUUCCUGAACCAGCCAGUUCUCACCUGAGCUCUCUUCCUCUGGUAUGUCUGGGCACCAAGACAGGCACUCUCUUCCAGGAGAGAUUGACAUGCCAGGAGAACAAAGGCGGGAAUUGCAGAAAGGAAGCAGGGCACGAGGUACAAAGGGACAAGCGAGGGUUGAUCCAGCAGCCGUGAAUGGACUAGUUAAGGACAGGGUAUUAGCCUCUGAGAUCAGAUGCAGCGAGUGAAUGAGUGCUUUCUCCCUGCUCCCCCUCUGAGCUAUCUCUGUGUCUCCAAAGGGACAGUUAGAAGGCAGCAGAGAGUCCAGUGAAUGGAUGAGUGUAAAGAACAGACCUGAAGGUUACACAGUGGCAUAGGCAGCAAGAGGGAUGGUAACAGUGAAUGGAUACGCCCCCUCUGGGGAGACGGCCUGGUAGCAACUUGAAAAUAAGUAGCAAAGCCGGGGCGUCUCUUAGCCUCUAGUUUCAGAGGGGUAGCCGUGUUAGUCUGUUUCAGCAAAAACAACAAGGAGUCUGGUGGCACCUUAAAGACUAACAGAUUUAUUUGGGCAUAAGCUUUCAUGGGGGUGGAACCCAAGUCGUCAGAUCCAUGAGUCUCAUGUACAACUGGGAGCGUCCUUCGCGCAGACCCCUUCUCAUCUGCGCUAUGUCUGCUGUGACUGCCAAACUUUCCUGGAAAGCCAGAAUCAUUCCGGGCACCGACCGCUGCAGGUGCAAACUCUCCAGACGUACAAUCUGUUUACACCCAUCGUAAACGCGGUCCUUGAGCAUUGCACAAAGAAAGGCAUGAUUUGUCACGACUGUCUUAACGCUGAGCCAUGGACUCCUCUUCCGUUUGUUUUUAAAUCUUUGUAAACUGUGAUUUACUUAAUUAUGCUAUUAUCACUAAGCUAUAUAUAUUUUUGACAGCCCUUUUUUGCACAGUAUUUAUAAUAGGCUGUCAUGCUGCAAGUGAAGCAUUAUUGUUGGAUGUGGAUUUGUAUUGCAAGGUAACUUAAUUGUAGUGUUAAGAUUAAUGAUGCCUGACCAGUAUUGUUGUGCUGAUGGCUGUACAAACCUCACUGAGACUAAUGGGUAUGAAUGGACCUUUCAAUUAACAUAACUGUCAGAAUAAGGUCAUUGCAAGCUCUCUCCCCAGACACACAGGGUAUGUGAGCCUGUCUGAGACUUCUGUACUAAAUAGGUGGCAGGGUUUUGCCAAUUUCUGGAGGGGUGGGUGCAGAAAACAGAGAACUACAGAGCUACACAGACAGCUGGAAGGAACAGCUGAAAGCAAGGCAUCUGAGCCUGGAGAGAGGUUUUGGGGUCAGAGGUGCAGGCUGAAAAAUGUGUUCUUGUGUGAGCAAAAUAAGCUGUAUCCUGCUACCUGUUUUCUUUUGUGUCGAGGGUAACGGUCCUUUGUACGAGUUUUAUAAAUAAACAAACCCUGCAUCAAAUAAAUAAUGGCUUCUCA
Messenger RNA from Dermochelys coriacea (leatherback sea turtle), 3394 nucleotides. RefSeq names its product C-type lectin domain family 2 member E-like. The record is from RefSeq and is a predicted model, not a curated record. The transcript is spliced from 7 exons. Lineage: Eukaryota; Metazoa; Chordata; Testudines; Dermochelyidae. Bases 932 to 1636 code for a protein of 234 amino acids.